Messenger RNA from Leptinotarsa decemlineata (Colorado potato beetle), 2607 nucleotides. Its product is annotated as DNA (cytosine-5)-methyltransferase PliMCI-like. Lineage: Eukaryota; Metazoa; Arthropoda; Insecta; Coleoptera; Chrysomelidae. The record is from RefSeq and is a predicted model, not a curated record.
GAGUGUAUUACUAAAUUAUAUAACCUGUAGUACGAAAAUAAAAUAUCGACUGGUAACCCUGUUUUAAAUUACUUACUUUAUUAUUGUUGGGUUUGGUUUUAAAAGUUGUUCGACAAUUUCAUAGUAAAUAUUUGAAAAAGUGUUUUUUCUGACACGAUGAGCAACGGAGAACAUGUCCACAAAAAAUUUAAAACUGAACCCACAAAGAACAGCAAAGCAAAAGGGGAAACAAUUGUGGGGACCGAUGAGAAACCUGAAAGGUGCCCUCAUUGUAAACAGUUUUUGAAUGCUGUUGUGUUGUACAAAGGCCACCCAAAUAAUUCCAGUGAAGAAUUUAUAGCAUUAACAGAUGAUAAGCUUUCCCUAUUUACAGGAACUGAGAAUUCUAGUACUGAGGCAGAUGAAAUUCCUACUCAUAAGAUAACAUACUUCAGUGUAUAUGAUGCAGAAGGUCAUUUAUGUGCUAUUGAUUCUGGACUGAUUGAGAAAAACAUCCAUCUUUAUUUUUCGGGAUAUGUUAAACCUGUCUAUGAAGAAGAUCCCAGCCCCAACAAUGGUAUACCUGGGUAUGACUUUGGACCAAUCAAUGAAUGGUGGACAGCUGGUUAUGAUGGAGGAGAAAACUUACCCAUGGGAUUCACUACAGAAUAUGCUAACUAUUACCUCAUGGAUCCUUCUCCAGAAUACAAGAAACUUUUUGAUAAAAUCAAAGAAAAAAUCCAGAUGUCAAAGAUAGUUAUAGAGUUUCUACUUGAUGAAGGAUGGGUGAAUCCAAGCUAUGAAGAUUUAGUACAACACAUUGAGAGUUUCAGCCAGUAUAAAAAUGUGGAAGAUACUCUUUUGCAGAACGCACAGUUCAUUUGUGAUCAGGUUGUAAGCUACGAUGUGGAAUCUGCAGAGGAUGAAAAACCAUUAAUUUCUUUGCCUUGUAUGAGGUCUCUAGUAAAGUUGGCUGGAGUAUCAUUUCAGAAACUUAAAAAACUGAGAAAAACUGAAACCAAGGCUGUAAAACUAAAAAAAGGUCCCACAUGGACGAAAGCAGUUACAACAAAACUUGUUCAAGGAGUAUUCGAACAUUUUUUUCCAGAUCAAAUUGACAGGAAAAAUGAGAGUAGAGAACCUAAAAAGAAACGCUGUGGGGUAUGUGAAUUGUGUCAGUCACCAGAUUGUGGAGAGUGCAAUCAUUGCAAAGAUAUGUUGAAGUUUGGUGGUUCAGGACGGUCCAAACAGGCCUGCAGAAAUAAAAGGUGCCCAAAUAUGGCAAUUCUUGAGGCAGAACUUUCUGAUAAUGAAGACGAAUAUGAAGUAAAAGAAGAUUCUAAAAAAGCGAAGUUCAAGCAUUGUGCAAAAAAGAUAUUGCACACCGUGAGUUGGGAUAAAAAAUCUGAACUCAAGUACAAAGGGAAUGAUUGCUAUUCUUCUGCAAUUGUCGAUGAUAUAACUGUAAAGAGUGGAGAUUGUGUCAUGCUCAAAUCAGAAAACUCCGAGCCGUUGUGCAUAGUAAAAAUAGUCUACAUGUACGAAAUGCCUCCCAAAAAGUGUAUGUUUCAUGGUCACCUAUUUUGCCGGGCUACGGAUUCUAUCUUAGGAGAAACGGCUGAUCCAAGAGAGUUAUUUUUCAUCGACGACUGCGAUAGUUUUCCUCUAGGAAGUAUUGUUCGAAAAGCAGAGGUGGAGUAUAGGAAAACCCCCGACAACUGGUUCGAAGUCGGUGGGGAUAUAAAUCUCCAGGAACCAUUAGAAGAUGAUGGGAAGUCGUUUUUUUAUAAUAAGAAACUGGAUGAAAAUAGGUUCGUCGACAUUGAUUUUCAAUCAGAAACAAUAAUUGAUGAGUGUCAUUCAUGCAGGAAAAAGUCUGAGAAGGAAAAAUAUGAAACUCCUGCGUUAGAAAGCAAUAGAGUUCAUUGGAGGAACGAAAUAUACACAGUUGGUUCUGGUGUUUUUCUCCACCCAGACGUCUAUUAUUUUCAAAAUGGAUUUAAAAUUGAGUCAUUUGAGAACAAGGAAAAUGAGGUGGAUGAAAUCCUAUUUCCAGAAUUCUAUAGAAAAAAGUCUGACAAUACCAAAGGCUCGAAUAACGACACUACGGAUCCAUUUGUAGUAGGUCUCAUUGAGGGUAUAAUGAAGAAGAGAAACGAUAUUGAAGUAAAAGUUAAAAUUUUUUUUCGACCAGAAAACACAAUCAGCUCCUCGUUUUUGUCUCACCUGAAAGAUUUGAAUUAUGUGUACUACACCAAUGAGGAGGUUACUGUACCAUUUGAAAAAAUAAUGGGAAAAUGCUAUUUGGCAUUUGGUAAUAACAUUGAUUCGCCAAGUGACUGGUCCAAAAAAGGCCCUUUCAGGUUUUACUUCACAGAAUCUUAUGAUCCGAAAAAUCAUAUUCACGAUGAAGUGCCUUUGUAUUAUCAAAAACUCGAAACUCUGGGAAAAGGAAAAAGUAAAGGUGGAAAAAGGAAAGUGAAAAGUAAAGUUGAAAACAAAUUACCUAAUCUACCGCCAGAAUGGGAGUCACUCGAUCGACCACUACGAUGUAUGGACGUAUUUGCUGGCUGCGGAGGAUUAUCAGAAGGUCUACAUCAGUCAGGAGUUGCAGUAUCUAAAUGGGCG